AGCGGGACAGUCGGACCGCGGCGGGACAGUGGGACGGUUCCCAGCCGAGGUGGCGGCUGGAGCGCUCCGGUGGGGGUACUCCAGCCAAUUUGUUUGCGAGUUGCUUUGUUGCUGCUGGGGGAUUUUUUUUUUUUUUUUUAUUAUUAUUAUUUUGAAGGGGGGGGGGGUGAGGAGGGGGGGGCUGGCACCAGCUAUAAAGGCAGAGCUCCCCGGAGCAGCCGGCACUUCCCCGCCACCAUGAGCGCUCCCCUGGCCUGACAGCCCCUGCUUCCCCGGGGCUCGCCGGCUCAUGCCACCAUAAAGCGGGGCUGCGUGCCUGCGGCAGCACCGGGGUGGGAUGGUGUGAGCCCGGAGCAGCUCUCCUCCCUCCCACCGCCCCUCGGCUGGCUCUGGCAGGAGGCGAGCCCGCCAGCCGCUUGGAUGAUUUGAUUUCUUCCCUGCCCGAAAUUACUCCUGCCCAGAUGCAGUGGAUAAUAUUCAUGUUGCUGUUAUUCAUCAGCUCCAUGGAAAUGCUCACGCAGAACCGAUGGAAGAAGCAAGCGAGCGCCGGGCUGCUGGAGAACUGCACGGGCUGCGUCCUGUGCUCGGAGGACAACGGCUGCAUCACCUGCCACCACCGGCUCUUCCUGCUCAUCUGGAGGGACGGCAUCCGCCAGUACGGCAUGUGCGUCCACACCUGCCCCCCCGGCUACUUCGGUGUGCGAGGGCUGGAGGUCAACAGAUGCACAAAGUGCAGGUCGCCCAGCUGCGAGAGCUGCUUCAGCAGAGACUUCUGCAUGAAGUGCAAAGACAAGUUUUACUUGCACAAGGGCCAGUGUUUUCGGCAGUGCCCCCCCAGCACCACGGUGCAGCCCGGCACCCGCGAGUGCCAAGAGACGUGCGAGCCGGGACCGUGGAGCGAGUGGAGCGCCUGCACCCACGAGGGCCGGACCUGCGGCUGCAAGUGGGGUGUGGAGACACGGGUCCGGGAGGUGCCAGGGGCCGCCCGGGAGGAGGGGGCCGCCUGUCCCGCGCUGCUGGAGACGAGGAAGUGCCGGAUGAGGAAGCACUGCCCGGGAGAGAAAACUGAACCCAAAAAUAAAGGCAAAAAGCGACAGAAGAAGCCGAAGACAGAACCGCAUGCGGGUACCUAGCGGCACUGGCAUGGGAGCCGGGGCAGCACGGCGGGAGCCGGUCGGGAGCUCACCGUGCUGCCAGCCGGCGGCACGGUGAGCUCCCGACCGGCUCCCGCCGUGCUGCCCCGGCCUCAUCACCCCCAUUUUUCCAUCCACAAAAAAAUUGCACAAUUUUCUCCCCCUCCUCCCCUUUUCUUCUGAGACAAUUUAUGGCCUGUAAAACAUUUCCUUUUCAGAAAAUCUAAUUUACAGUGUCCAAAGCAAUGCCCUGGGGCUCGGGGAGGGGGUGGCUCCUUUAUUUUUCUGUUUUUCCCUCUCCCCCAACCUUCUCGGUCCCUUCCCUUGCUCCAGCCGGGUGGGAUGGGGUUGAUCCCAGGGUUGGACCCCAUGCCUGCCUGGGUACCGUCCCCCAGGGCUGGGAGAUGCCCUGUCUCCACGGUGUCCCGAUGGCACAGGGGUGCUGGGGUGCACAGCGUGCCACCGAACUGCUCUGGGUGCCAGAUAGGGUCCCCCAUCCUCAGCCAGCGGCACAGAGGGUGGUGGGACCCCCAGACCGGGACCCCACUGGGGACCAUGCAACCGCUUAUGGCAGCCCAGCGCAGCACUCGGCAUCCCCAUCAGCACAACCAUGGGCCAAAUCCUGCCAUCCUCGGGCUCGCAGCCUGCAGAAGGCUGGAAGAGCUCCCCUCCCCAGCUGAAUGUGGGCGCAGGAAUUUGGGGUGGCCGUGGCUGCAUUCGGUCCAGGACAAGGGGUGCGUACCCCGGAGCGAGCCCAGGUGGGGGAUGCUGCUGCCUCCUGCGCUGGGAGCGGCCACCACAGCCCCCUCCCAAAUGUCACCUGGGACACGACCUGGGGGUGCUGAGCCUGGCCCCGUGCCAGCGCAUCCCUCCGAGCCGACUGCCUGCAGAAAUAAACAGCGUACAUCCAUGAGGCAUGGAGGGCUGUAUCGGCACAUUUAACGUGUGUUUUGCUCAAACUGCUGCCCCAGCCACAGGCAUCGCUGUAUUUGGGGGCUUCCUGGGCUCAGAGUCCCCCGUCCCUGCUCCGAGCGUGGGCAGGGGGAGGCCAGG
This is a messenger RNA of Aquila chrysaetos chrysaetos, 2186 nucleotides long. It is a transcript of the gene RSPO4, whose product is annotated as R-spondin 4. The coding region runs from base 462 to 1133 and encodes 223 amino acids. Lineage: Eukaryota; Metazoa; Chordata; Aves; Accipitriformes; Accipitridae. The transcript has 5 exons. The record is from RefSeq and is a predicted model, not a curated record.